Neoarthrinium moseri is the source of this 1479-nucleotide messenger RNA. RefSeq lists its product as uncharacterized. Lineage: Eukaryota; Fungi; Ascomycota; Sordariomycetes; Amphisphaeriales; Apiosporaceae. Bases 1 to 1479 code for a protein of 492 amino acids. The record is from RefSeq and is a predicted model, not a curated record. The transcript has a single exon.
AUGGCGGCAACUUCUGCCUGUGUUGACGGCCUCCCGCCAGAGAUCGUCUCCCAAAUUUUCGACCACUUAUCCACCAGGGCACCGUCCGAGGUCCUUCUUCACGAGCAGCCGAGAGAGGACAUGUUCUUGUCCACGAGCAACUCGUCAAGUAGUCACAGUGAGAAUGGCCUUCAACGACCUGAGAGAUCUGCCGACCUCAAGUCUGUCUCCCGGGUUAGUAAGAGAUGGAGGACUCUUGCGUUGCCGAGUCUCUUCCGGCACGUUCUGUGGCAGCCAAAAGUCACGUCGUUGAGUGUCUUCGAUCUUCAGCCAAUCCCGCUCCUGCAGUUCUUGUUGAGCAAUAGUCUGGACCACUACGUCACUACGUUCACACUACUUGUGGACUACUCCGAGACCGAGAUCUAUCCUGCCGAUUUUCCUCGCCAGAUGCGUACUGCGGACUUGGAGUGGUUAUGGGACCGGCUCUUUUCUGUCAUCGACCCGUCGAGGUUUACUAUAAUCGCGCCCCCCUCAACUCUCGCCGCUUUUCUCAAUCGCAUGCUGUUUCUAGAUGAUGCUUGGUCUUUCGAUAUUCCGUACCAUAUACUGUCCUUGGCCCGGCCUGGUCGUAAGGCAAAGACGCCCGGUUGUUCUCUAGUGCCGACGCGUGGAUUACCUCUAUCCACAAGCUUGUCACCAGAACUGGUCAAGAGUGAUGCCGCACUUACAGAGGCAACAAACGCAAAAAUUGAAACCAUGAGGAGUUCGCAGCCAUCUCGAGCAAACGCGCCAGCCGAAAGACAUCGACCGUGUAAGACGACAGAUGCACCUACAUCCCCUCUGUUCAUACUUAGACCGUGGACUUCGAUUCUGUUGAACGAGGGUUCCUCUAUCCGAGCCUACCAGACAUAUGAGUUCUUCCUUCGACAACCGCCUUCUAUGCUGAGCGCCCUUCUCGGCAUUGGAGAAUACCCCAACAACCAACCUCUCUUACCCUCGACCAUCACCGACUUCAACUACAUUGCAAUUUUCCCUCUAGCUUCUCAUGUCCAGACCCUGCUGUCGGAUCUACCUAAGCUUGACAGACUGUUCGUGCAACUGACCCCAAGGCCUACCAACCAGGUUCUCCAAGACCAGAAAGCUAUGAAGAACAUUGACAUGGCAGACCUCUGGAUGGAGCGAAAUACUGCUUACAGCCAUCUCUUUGCGGAAUUGACCCAGGCCGAGCCCCAUAAUAACUGGGCCUCGCUGAAAGUUUUCGAGAGCGGUGACGCGGCUGACAAAGAGAGCUGGAACAUGGCCCUGGACUUUCUAAAACGGAGCGGCAUCAAUAACUGGAUAGCAGAGCGCGACGGAGUGCUGGUCAAGGUCGAUGAAGCGGGCAACCCAGAACAGUCUGCGAGUACGGCAGAGCAUCAUCUUCUGCGGGAGGAGUCACUGAACGGAUCCUUGUUGUCAGUCGCCCCGAGUCUCCUUUACGCUCAUCACAUAUCCGGCUGA